Messenger RNA from Zychaea mexicana, 1125 nucleotides. RefSeq names its product eukaryotic phosphomannomutase. Lineage: Eukaryota; Fungi; Mucoromycota; Mucoromycetes; Mucorales; Lichtheimiaceae. The transcript has 6 exons. Gene Ontology annotation, cellular component: cytosol. Bases 33 to 908 code for a protein of 291 amino acids. Gene Ontology annotation, biological process: protein N-linked glycosylation; mannose metabolic process; GDP-mannose biosynthetic process. Gene Ontology annotation, molecular function: phosphomannomutase activity. The record is from RefSeq and is a predicted model, not a curated record.
CACGUUUCAAGCACUUUUGGCGGUUAAUUAGCAUGCCACUUACAACGGUUUCGCACCAAGGCAUUUUAAAUUUAGCUACAAAUUUAGGGUGCUCCAAGCUUGGCAGCUUUUUCUUUCCCAAACUUCCAUCUCUCUUCAUCACAAUGUCUCCAAUCUCUGAAUUUUCUGAACGUCCUAUUCCCGAAACCAUUGUGCUUUUUGACGUCGAUGGCACUUUGACUCCUGCUCGCUUGGGUGUUUCGCAAGAGAUGCUUGAGACCUUGGUCGAGCUCCGCAAGAAAGUAGUCAUUGGUUUUGUUGGGGGCUCUGAUCUUAGCAAGCAGGUGGAGCAAUUGGGCGCCACAGUCUUGAACGACUUUGACUAUUGUUUUGCUGAAAACGGUCUCACUGCAUACCGUCUUGGUCAAAAGAUGGCUUCCCAGAGCUUUAUUGAAUGGAUUGGUGAUGAAGAAUACAACAAGCUUGUGAAGUUCAUUUUACACUAUAUUGCGGAUCUGGAUAUCCCCAAGAAGCGUGGUACCUUUGUUGAGUUCCGUAACGGUAUGAUCAACGUAUCGCCUAUUGGCCGUAACUGCUCGCACGCUGAGCGUUGCGAAUUCGAAAAGUAUGACUUGGAGCGUGGCAUUCGUCGCAAGUUUGUCGCAGACCUCAAGGCUGCUUUCCCACACUUGGAAUUAACUUACUCCAUUGGCGGUCAAAUCUCUUUUGACGUUUUCCCCACUGGUUGGGACAAGACUUACUGCCUUCGCCAUGUCCAGAAGGAGGGUUUCAAGAACAUCCACUUCUUUGGUGACAAGACCUUCGAGGGAGGCAACGACUAUGAAAUCUAUACCCAUCCAGAAGUUACCGGCCACUCCGUCAAAUGCCCUGAAGACACGAUGAAGAUUCUCAAGGAAUUGUUCCCUUAAGAAAGAUAUACGUUUUUUGCUCUCUUUCCUCUUGUGCUGUACCUUUUCUCCACACACACAUACACACGUACGCAUCUCUCUCAUACUUAAACUCCUUCACCGCCCUUUCUCACCUUUAUUUUGUCUCCUUUCCAACUUAUUUAAUUUAUUGGCGUAUUGUCAUCUCAAAUAAAGUGCAUCAUUCGUGAAUGCACUUGGAAAAGAAAUGAAGAAUGCG